This is a messenger RNA of Leptosomus discolor (cuckoo roller), 1690 nucleotides long. NCBI's taxonomy places the organism in Eukaryota, Metazoa, Chordata, Aves, Leptosomiformes, Leptosomidae. The record is from RefSeq and is a predicted model, not a curated record.
GCUUUUUCUGGAAACACAAAUGCAGACAGUGUCGUAUACUAUAAGCUUCAGCAUUCCAUUAAAGCCAGAUUUCUCCGUUUCGUGCCUUUGGACUGGAAUCCAAACGGCAGAAUUGGAAUGCGCAUUGAAGUGUAUGGAUGCACAUACAGGUCCGAGGUGGUUGGCUUUGAUGGCAAAAGUUGUCUAAUUUACACAUUUAAUCAAAAACUCAUGAGUGCACUGAAAGAUGUGAUUUCUCUGAAAUUUAAGACAAUGCAAAGUGAUGGAAUUCUCCUCCACAGAGAAGGACAAAAUGGAGACUACACCACCCUGGAAUUAAUUAAAGGGAAACUGUCCCUACUCAUUAAUUUAGGUGAUAUUAAAACUCAUCCUUCUAAUGCCCAAAUUAAUAUUACACUGGGCAGCCUUUUGGAUGAUCAACAGUGGCAUUCUGUUCUCAUUGAGCACUUUAACAAUCAAGUAAACUUUACAGUGGAUAAACACACUCAUCACUUUUAUGCAAAAGGAGAAUUCAAUUAUUUGGACCUUGAUAAUGAGAUCAGCUUUGGAGGGAUCCCAGUGCGUGGAAAAUCAGGGACAUUGUCACGCAGGAACUUUCAUGGGUGUUUUGAAAAUAUUUACUAUGAUGGAGUGAAUAUUAUUGACCUGGCCAGGAGGCAUAAAUCUCAGAUCUACUUUGUGGGCAACAUGUCCUUCUCAUGUUUAGAGCCACAGGUGGUUCCUGUUACAUUUCUAAGCUCCAGUAGUUACCUGGCACUGCCAGGCACACCAGGGCAAGACGAAAUAUUAAUCAGUUUCCAGUUUCGCACCUGGAACAAGGAGGGACUUCUAUUAUCCAGUAAACUACACCAGGCUUCAGGUGGUUUCCUCUUAUAUCUGAGUGACGGGACAGUUAAAAUCAGUCUUCAUAAACCGGGAAAAGUACUGAGUGAAAUCACUGCAGGUGCUGGAUUAAAUAAUGGCCAGUGGCAUUCUGUAUCCUUCUCUGUCAAAAGGAAUCGUAUCAGUGUAAUAGUGGACAAUGAUGUGACCUCAUCUGCUCAUGCUUCCAUACCUCUGCAAAUUUAUUCAGGAGAUGCUUUCUACUUCGGAGGCUGCCCUAGCAGUGGAAACAUUUCUGAAUGUAACACCUCAUUUGGUGGCUUUCAAGGAUGCAUGCGACUCAUUUCCAUUGGUAACAAAGCUGUGGAUAUGAUCUCAGUUCAGCAAAAUGUUUUUGGCAAUUUCAGUGACCUUCAGAUAGAUUUAUGUGGCAUUAUAGACAGGUGUUUGCCUAAUUACUGUGAACAUGGUGGUGAGUGCUCACAGUCCUGGAACAGCUUCUACUGCAACUGUGCCAAUACUGGUUACAAGGGAGCUACUUGCCACUAUUCCAUCUAUGAGCAAUCAUGUGAAGCCUAUAAGCACAGAGGGAACACUUCAGGCUUUUACAAUAUUGAUUCAGAUGGAAGUGGCCCCUUGGGACCGUUUCUUGUUUACUGUAAUAUGACAGAUACAACGUGGACAAUUAUACAGCAUAACAACACAAACCUAACCAGAGUCAAAAGUGCUAAUCGAGAGAACCCUUACACUGUGUUUUUCAAGUACUCUGCCAGCCUAGACCAGCUUCAGGCUACAAUUAACCAUGCAGAGCACUGUGAACAGGAGCUUGCUUACCACUGCAAAAAGUCGAGGCUUUUAGGUAAGCCAG